GCUGCAGUGAAACAGCAGAGGCGCUGUGUGAACCAGUGUGUUACGAGAUGGUCACAUGUCUGUGACGAGGCGAAGCAGGAAGUACAGCACAUUUCUGUGCAGGCAAAACUGAGUGGAGGAGGUAAAAAGUAAACAUGCAACAGAGACAAUCUUUGAUACAGAUGAUACAACCAAUCGUUACUCUAUUGAAUUAAGAGAUGGUCUGUUUUCCAGGGUAUCGUUUUGCACACAAUUGCAAGGCGAGUAGUUCAAAGUAGUUCAACUUUUACCUUGUCUCUAAACCUACAGGAGCAUGUUCCACCAAAAUUACCCGUAUAAAGCAUUUGUCAGCAGAUUGAUUCUUCUCCAUGUGCAGUUUAAUAAACGAGUUGUAACAAUGUCAAUACCGAAACUCUCAGAAGAAAGCUCGAAGCGACUGAGAGGCAGAAGCCGGUUACAGAUCAACGCUGACAGGAGAGAAGCUGCAGACUGUAAUGUGGUGGUGACGAGCAGCAUGGGGGGCGAACACGACCACGCUGGAAGAAAGUUCACAGAGGAAGAGAUGACCAUCCAUAGAGCCCACAGAGAGGCGUGUGAGGCAAAGAAGCAGAUGUAUGUCGACCCUUCCAGUGGGUACAAGGUGUUCACAGAGUAUGCCCACCUUCAGAGAGGGAAAUGCUGUGGCAGCGCAUGCAGACAUUGUCCAUAUGGCCAAGUCAACGUGAAGGACCCUGCAAUGAAGAAACAAUUUAAUUCUCUAUUUUAUGUAUAGGCCUCACAUGACAAAGGCCUGUUCAGAAUGGAACCCAGAACACGUUGCUUGUCAUAAUUUGGACUACUUGAGAGUCAUUUUUUUAGCAGUGUACUAAAUGAUGAAAUAUGUGUAGUGUCUGUGCAAUAUCUACCUCCUGUGAAUCCCAACUAUUCUCAGGAUUAUUUUUAUUCUCACAAGACAGGGAAGAAGGAGAAAGGAUCUGUUCACUAGAACCUCAUGUAAAACAUGUCUUUUAUCACGUUUUUGUUUUGCUACAUUUUUCAGAUAUUUUUCUCGAAUGGCCAAUGAAAUGCCUUGAGCUUCAUUUUUUUGUUUCUCUUAAAGAGUAUUUAAUAUUUUGUGGUGUUCCGCUCCUCUGAUGCAUUUACAAGGGUUGUGGGAGUAUGGAGAUGAAAACAGAAAGAGCAUUUUAGAUCUUCGCCCUCAAGAUAAAGGGCAUAUAGGCGAAAGUAACUGUAGAUAGUCAGAUGGAGUCUUGUGCUCUUUUGCUAUGCAUCUCUUGUUAUUUUUCCUCCCAAAUGUACGACUGCAUGAAUAUUAGCAUCAUUUACACUCCACAAGUGCUCGACUGAACUGUCUACCUUUGACUGAAACACUGUGUUGUUAAAAAUAGGCAGGGGCCAAGGGUCAGCCCUCACACUUGGCUGCGCUGCUUUUACACCACUUGAUGGAAUCAGGCUGUUAACAAACAUGCCAUGGACAUCAACAGCAGCCCUCCCCACUGGACUCGCAGCUCAGCCUCCUGGCAACACUUGGCUGCGGCACAGCUCCCUGCGGCUGCUCUCCUGAGCUGCAGCCUAAUGAACUCCUGGACCCUCUUAUCCCAGCACUGCAAUAGAUCAGCUCAUGUUCACGAGCACGCUUAGACGCACACAUGCAGAGGCAGGCUUACUCCAUCAGAACACCCUGUGGCUCCUAAUAGGCCAGUAUAGAAUAAAGGUUGCACUAAACACCGCACUGUGUAGCCUAUAGUAAUAGUACAAGGUAAGGUCAAGCGCUCAUGCAGCACUACCUGUGCGUGCAAGAGAUGUUGAGGAAAGAUGUACCACUUGAUUUAUGAGUGCAUGUGGUUGGACAGCACGAUGCCUCCAGGCACUGGCUCUGAACCUGCCACACACACUUGCCUGUCUCCGCCUGAUUGGGCAAACAGCGUUGGGAUGAGAGGAUGUGUCUGCCGCGGAAUUCUGUCGCAGCCGCCUACUGGCGCGGCCACAAUUUCCCUCGGCAGGUGGGUCCCAAAGGCAAGUGCUUAGUGAUCGGACUAAAGCCCUGUGAGCGGCUACAAGGAGAUUCAUGAUCCCAACAGUGCUGGGGAGGACAGGUUCUUGGGGAUACGUCGUCAGGCGAGAUGAGAGGCGAAUUUAUUUGGUGUUUUUCUAAACCGAGGCAGCGGAGCGUGCGGCAGCAACAUUUCUACACCGGGACGGUGAAGGUGUCACACUCAUCAAGUACCUGGGCCCGCUUGCAUGCUGCGGCUCUGCGAGUUUUGCCUAGGGACUUGUCUGUCACAUUAAAGUAAAUGCAUUGCCAUUCAGGGCCUCGGCGGUCCCGCAGCCUGACCAUGAAAUAGGCCAACAUUCAUGUCUGCCUCAUCCCUCCACGUCUUCCCAAUCCAGUGAUGGCACAGUUUGAAAUUUUCAUUUUUUUAAUAUCAUGUUCUAACCAAGCAGUUGGUGACAGAGGCAAACAGCACAGCUGAGCAAUCCCUUCGACAGAUUUAUGGAGAAAUUUAAUUGGAAAUCGACUAUGCCUUCUGCCACCCUGGUCAAUCAUAUAGGUUUAGAAACAGUAAGCCUUGUCUUAGGCUACAUGUUCUUGAAUUGUGCCCUUUCAAAUGCAUGAUUGAGUAUGUCAUGUACUUCCACAACGAGAGCGCAUUUAACUAAAGUCUGGGCUUUUUCCUGCUGUCUUGCAGAAUCAUUGUUUAUAAUACAGUCUUUAAUUAAUUGUAGCAAGUUCAUAACAUUAAUGCCAUAUUUACUCACAAAAUGCCUCAAUUGACUUUAUGCAUAAAUUAAUUCCUUUUGUUGAUUUUAUCUGUCUUAUGCAAUGAUGACAAAUAAAGACAUUGUAAAAGUU
Molecule: messenger RNA, 2833 nt
Organism: Sander lucioperca (pikeperch)
Lineage: Eukaryota; Metazoa; Chordata; Actinopteri; Perciformes; Percidae
Gene: c11h1orf53
Product: chromosome 11 C1orf53 homolog
Exons: 3
Coding region: 293-751 (152 amino acids)
Source: RefSeq, a predicted model, not a curated record